Porites lobata is the source of this 7517-nucleotide messenger RNA. The record is from the annotation of a GenBank genome assembly. Lineage: Eukaryota; Metazoa; Cnidaria; Anthozoa; Scleractinia; Poritidae.
GUCCAGCCGCACCCAAUGUUAUAUAACGUGCGAGUUCCAGCAUGGCUACCUACUCCAAGUAUAUUUUAAUGAUUGGCGUGCCUAUUGCCGUAGUUGCUGGUAUAGGGGUACUGUGGUGGCAAAGGAAAAAGAAGAAGCCGAUUUUAAACGAGGUGGGACGCGUUUCUGACCUAAUUAUUUAUCCCGUCAAGUCGUGCAAAGGAAUUCGCGUGUCCGAAGCAAAAUGCUUCAAGGAGGGAAUGGAGUAUGAUCGGUAAGCGUGAUUUUGUUGCAUUAAUAGGAUCCUCUCGAUUGGAGUACAAGAUUGAGUAUGAGUGCCAAUGUUUAAACCAAAUUCGUGUACCUCAUACAACGAGCUAUCACAGCAAUUUCUUCCCUAUUAAACUUUUAUUUUUAGUGUAACUAUAUAACUAUAUUAGAAAGACUACUAGUCACUAGUUACAGAUCGGGGAAUCAAAUAUAAAAGGCUCCAAAUUCCAAAGUCAUACUUAAAUGUGAUUUCGUUCUCGUAACCAAAAUGGAUACCACGUGGAGCUAGUACUUAAAUUUAAACAGAGGGGGGCGUAAGGGGGGGUCCGAAAACCGCAAAACCGCACAGAAAUAAGCCAAAAAACCGCAAACCGCAUCGGAUUUUUUCCCGAAUACCGAAACCGCGCGUACAUGUAGGCCACAAUAUGAAAACUGACGUUAGUAAGACUUGUGAUAUAUUCUGAUAACAUUGUGCGUUAGUAUUAAACAUACCAUCAUAACGCUAACGAUAUAUUGUACUACACUAUACUAUUAUACUCUAUCUACUACUAACCACUACCACUAAAUACUAGUAACUACCAGUAACUACUAAUAACUACCACUAACUACUAGUAAAUACCAAGAACUACUAUUAACUACUAGUAACUACUAGUAACUACCGACAACUACUAUUAACUACCAGUAACUACUAAUAACUACCACUAACUACUAGUAACUACUAGUAACUACCACUAGCUAUUAGGGAGAAGACACAAUACUACAUACUACACAGAGUGUAUAUUACCGGUGCCCUUGUGGCUUUUCACCAUGAAGUAUAUACCUAACUAUAUAAUAAAGAAAUCAAACCACCGCCUUUAUGCUCUAAGAAAACUGAAAGCUUGUGGGGUGCAAGAUGGGGAGUUGGUGGCUGUGUAUUGCUCCCUACUAAGAUCUGUUCUAGAGUAUGCAUCAGUAGUUUUUGCAAAUUUACCGCAGUAUCUCUGCAAGGCUUUAGAAAGAGUGCAAAAGAGAGCCCUACGAAUCAUCUUUGGUCCUGACCUGCGCUACGAGGACACCCUCACGCGUGCCGGGCUUCUGUCUCUAGAGGCCAGACACCACCUGGCGUGCAAGAAAUUUGUGACGGAAACUAUGCACGCUAGCCCGCUUUACCGCCUAAUAUCCAGCAGGGUCAUCUCGUCGCAAACCUCGUAUUCACUGAGGUCAGGACCAUCAUGCCAUGUGUUACCCGGCCGAACUGACCGGUUCUCAGAAUUCGUGUCAGUUAAAUAUGCGCCGUAUAUCAAUUGUGUGUAAUAAUGUGUAUGCGAUGUCUACUAUAUUACUACUUUAUUAUAUUUAUGUUUUUAUAUUUAUAUAUUUAUAUUUAUAAUUGUAUGUUUGUAAGUGCUUUGCCUGACCCUACCUGUAAUUCAGAGAAAUCUGCGAAUGGUGGAAAUAAACAAAUAUUAUUAUUAUUAUUAUUAUUAUCCGGCAUGGAAUUUCACGAAGUCGACGCAUCAUUGGCCAAAACGGUUAAUCACAUUAAGUAUUAACUGGAAAAGGCCGUAAUUGCAAACCACAGAGUUAAAUUGUAAGCUGAUAUAAUGAACCCUGAUGCGUUGUAACACAAAACACUUGGCUCGCGCUUGCAAAACAACCGGAUGCCGACCGUUCUAAAGAGUGUUAUCACCGCAGACACGUUUUUUUUCACCGAAAACCGCGACCCAAAGGUUGUAAUAACCGCAAACUGCUUAGUGUUUUGAAACCGCAAUACCGCGAGUUAAAAUAAAAAUUACCGCAAAACCGCACCAAAAAUAACGCAAAACUGCAUCACCGCAAACCCUUACGCUCCCCUCUAAACAACAUGGUAUUUUCAAUGAUAGUCGGUCAAUUAAUUGAGUAUGGACAUUGGAAACAAUUCAGCUCAUUUUAAUAGCUAAUAUUUGCUAAGCAAUAUACCGUUAAGCUGAAAGGAAGGUGAGGAAUAUUGCUUAAAAUAGCAAAUCUGCUCACAAUGUAAUUAUACAUCGUAGUACACAGGGGGAGGGGGAGGGGUGUUGGGGGGGGUACUUGUCAAUUUUUGUUGGAUUGCCUCUAAGAACCCCUACCCCAUUAUAGGUCUAUUCUGUGGCCAAUCAAAGAACCCUUCCUAGUCACUUUUGGGCAAAUGUUAUUUCUGCGGUGCCUAUUCAGUCACUCUCUGUCACUUUGUCAGGGGCGAAUCCGUAUUUACCAGAAUGUUUGUUACCUCCAAAAUCUCGAAAAUCUGUGACCCCAUUCUAGUAACUCUAUUGAAAAUGCAAACCCCAUCAUAUUCAUUCCAGUUGUGAAGAUGUGACCUGAUCUGGCAGCACAUCCCUAUUAGCCUAAUACUAGGAAGUACCUCAGGGUUCUACCUUAAGACCAUGAUCUGGAUAUCACUUGGUAGUGCAUUCCAUUUCUGUGCACCAUUGAGACAAGUGGUAACUUACAUGUUAGCGGUACUGUACAUCAAAUGGAUUCAAUUGGCUUGAUUGACACCCACCAAAUGGUACUCUUUUCUUUGCUAGGUGCUGGGUUAUUGUGGAUGAGAAAGAUGUCUUUAUCACUCAGCGUACACACCCACAAUUGGCUCUGGUUGUUCCAGACAUUGAAGAUUUCCAAUAUCUAUGCCUAAAUGCCCCCAAAAUGAAAACCCUCAAACUGGAUACUACUGACACUAGUGGAGAAGUCAAGAAAUUAAGGUACUUUUACUUAUAUUCUGAUAUGUUUAAUAGUGGUAUUGGAGCUGCCUCUUGGGCAAAAGUUGUCAGGAGCCUCUAAAGGUUUUUUUUUUUUUUCAGAAUGAAGUGAAUUCUUCAUGCCAUAAUUUCUUGCAAAACUCUAUUCAGCGGCUAACCCCCCAUUAGUGGCUCAGUCAAUUCCAAGCAUACCCAUCCCCCCAUCCCCCGGGCAUUUGUAAGGCAUACAUGUCAUUUUUUUCUGGAGCAGCAGCAAAUGCUCCAUGGUGGGGCCAGGUGGCUCAUACAAAAACUCCACAGUGGGGCUUAAAAAGUGUGCAAAUGUCCCACCCGCCUAGGCAACACUUAUUGCAUUUUCCUGUAAAUGAGCUGCAAAUGCCAUAUUUAACAAUAAUGGUACUUCAAAAUUAAUAUCACUUACUUUAUGAUUACACAUCUAUACCACCUUUUGAAACUCUUGACAAAGAUUUUUCUAGCUAUGCGUUGUCUUUGGAGUCUGAACGAUCAGUGAACAAUCUCUUAGUUUGUUGUUUGUCAGAAUCAAUUAUGAGAGCAGGGUAUUUACUCCUUAACUUAAAACCUUAACUUUGCUCUCUGCUAAUUUUAACGUAAGUGUUGCAAUAUUCCUUAAGUAAUUACAGACAACUCUCUGUUUGGCUUUCCUACAAAACUAAGUACAAUUUUUUAUACUGCAUCUUUAAGAUGUUUUGUGAUGUGUAUCAUGUCCUCUUUUCCUGUCCUCUCAUGCGACUUGGAGUAGGUGAUCCAGCCAGACUUAAACAUUCCCCUGAGGUGAGAGAAUCUUUUGACAAAGAUUAAAAUAGCAAUGAGUUGUCUUGUCUAUCUAAAUAGGCAUAUUUUUUUAAAAGUGAAAUAUUGAAAAAGGAACUAUAUAAACUGCUUCUACAGGAAUUGACAAAUACUCACCCUCGGGCAGAGGUUUUCUCACAAAUUUCCCCCUUCCCCCCCCCAGCCAGGACCAACAAGAUGCCAAAUACCCGGCAAAUGCCCGAGGGAGGAUGGGCAUGCUUGGAAUUGACUGAGCCAUAAGGGCGGCCACUUACCAUUGACCCAAGGAUGGUUGCUCAAGUAUAAUGGCCAUUCAACUGUGUUGUUAUUCUCAACAGGGUGAAGAGGAUGGAUGGUGAAGGUCGUUAUGUCGGAGAAGAAGCAGCUGAGUGGAUCUCGAAUUAUUUGGAAAUGCCUGGCUGUAAGAUUUAUCAGCUCACAAAGCCAAGAAUUAUACUGGAGGAUGACAAGUGGGGUAGUGUAGCCCAGCCUGGAGACACGGUACGGUGGUGUAAGAUGAAGUUUAUGUACAGGAAAAAGUCUUAAUCCCUUAAGAGUUUGUAUUAAGGCUGAUUUAGAGAUUAUGAUCUUUGUUUAUGACUAUCAUGUGCAACUAGCAUACGUCAUGACUUCACAUCAGAUUGUGUUGUGUAAGUGAGACCCACGACAUCUGUACGACACGUGAGGAUGUCAUGAUCAUAAGGGAAAAUUGUGUGCGUGUGCAUGGGCAAAUAGAUGUUUUUCUGUUGUGGACAGUUCUCGCUAGACACCUCUCUAAUGCGGACACAAACCAGUAGUGUAGUUAAAGUCAGAACUAAGUGUCAGCUAUGUUCCAGGUCAAAAUGAAAUUCAGGUUAAAAUGGUUUUAACCUAGUUUGAUUCUCAAUUGCAUGAAUAAUAAUAGGGCUUAAAGACAAAGAUUUAGCUGCAAUCCAUUGUAUUUUGAACUGCAGCAUCCAGGUUGAAAGAGUUUCCAUAUGGUGAGGUGAAAAUUGUAUGACUUUGUUAUCUUAUAUAGAACCAAGAGUAUUGUCCUUAACAGAACGGUUUUUGCAUCGUUGAUAUCUUCCCCCAAGCUAGCCUACGUGGCAGAUAUCAAAACCUGGGGAGAGGAAAGGUAGAGGAGAUUCACGUUUUUCUCUCCCUCCGGCUCCCCUUUUUUGCACUGGCUAUGCAUGUUAUGCCUAACCCAACUACAUGGAUGCAAAUAUUAGUAAUUGCUUAAAGCCAUGCUGGUGGAAACUUUGUUUUCUAACAUAAACGUCUAAGUGUGGAAGCUGGGGCCAGCGCAGAUACGUCAGCACCACUGCAACACAGGUACUUAGAAACAAUUAUUGGAAACCAACCCAUUUGUAAAAACAAGUAUUUUCCUUAUGUCUAUGCAAGGCGGCAUUUGGAGACUUUGCCCCAUACUUGAUCUGCAGUGAAGCAUCCUUAGAUGCAUUGAAUGAAGAGCUGCCGUCGCCUGUCUCCAUGGAACGAUUCCGUGCAAACAUAGUGAUCAAUGGACUCGAGGCAUGGGAAGAAGUAAGUUUUGAGGGAGGACAUAUUAAACCAAUAUGGACAUUUUUCUUUAUACAGUCUUAUGGGUAUUUCAAGUUGGAUUAGUUGAAAGAAAUGCCAAGAGAUGAAGUCAAUGUUGACAUUUACCAUGGUUGCCACAGGUCAGGAAAUGAUCAGGGAAAAAAAUUCUUCAAGGUCAGGGAAAAGUCAGUGAAUUUCACUUCAAGUCAGGGAAGAUUGAAAUCUUUGGUUGAAGUCAGGGAGAAAUGAAACUUUAGGAGUACAUAUUUAUUUUUUUCCCUCUACUUUUAUUGAUUUUAUUGUUUCUAAAGUAAAAUUCUCUUUUACAUUUUGCGGACAUGAAUCAUGUUGUAUUGGUAGAAUAUUAUUGUUCAUGAAAUUGAAUAACAAGUUGUUAAGGAACUAUCAAUUCAUGAACAUUAUGACUUGCUUAAAGUAUAAAUAAAUGCGCGGAGAGAAUGGCUGUGAGGGGAGCGUCAAGUCCAUUGUCAAGACUAAUUUUUGAAAUUGUUUAUUCUAUUAGUCAGGAAAAUUUUACAUUUGUCAGGAAAAAGUCGGGGAAUUUCAGGAACCUCUGCCUGUGGCAACCGUGAUUUACAUGGUUCUCAUAACCCAAACGUUUGACUCAAACAAACGAAAGUGGCUGUUAAUUUACCCCCUUUUCCCUUUAACCCCUGGUACUCAGGGUAGUUGAUGCUCUCUCAAAAGCCUAAAACUGACGUGUUUACAGAGACUCAUGAUUAAUAUCCUUCUUUUUUCGUCUGUCAAAAGGAUAAAUGGUCUGGAAAGAAUAUUCGAGUAGGAGAAGUUGAAUUUAGAUUCCUGAAGGAUUGUGGAAGGUAGGUUAUUUUAUCUAAGUGAGCAAAUGCAUUGUGUUGAAGUCCUACAUCUAAUCGCAUAAUUUUGGAUGGAGGGUUCAAGUUAUCUAAUGCGUAAAAAUAAACAGUUAUUUUUCGUCCUUUAAUUUGGACUAUGAAUUGCAUUUAUGUGAGAAACGUUUGAGAACUUCAAAGAUUAACUAUUCCUUACACGUGAUAGGUGUCUCUUCGUAACAGUCGAUCCUGACAUGGGAGUAAAAGAUGGAGAGGAACCUUUAGUUACCUUGAGAAGGUGAGAUGGAGAUUCUUUAUAUUGCAGUCCAACGACAUUCUACUUUCGAGACUUGAACGUUGCCUCGCCUUACCAGGUCUGCUACACAGCCGUUUUUAGUGUCGUCACGCAACACUCCUCCUUGUGGAGAGGAGCGUUGCGUGACGACACUAAAAACGGCUGUGUAGCAGACUACGCCUUACCCUACUGUACUUGUUCUUGACAAAAAAACAAACGGCAAAAAAGCGAUAGGUUUAGAUUAGCAAAAUCACGCUUUUUUGGACAUUCUUUUGCCGUCGUUGCACGACCACGACGUGAACACGUUAGGGAGCUCAGUUAAGCUACGACGACACAACGACAACGAAAACGUCACCUAACAAUUGAAUUCGUGCCGUUUCAAACUUUAUCGAGCUUAUUCCAUCUUGUUCAAUUUGUCAAACGUUGGCAAAUUUUUGAGGAGUUGAAUUCUAAAGGACUGUAUCGAAGUUCAGGAAAAGAAAAAGAAAUUCGUUAUCUUGUGUUUACGCCCUCCACAAAACGUUUCACGUCGUAGUCGUACAUUGACGGCAAAGAAAUGUAGAAAAAAGCGUGAUGCAUAUGCAAAGUUGUUGUUUUGCGUAAUAAACCUAUUGCUUUUUUUGCCGUUCUCGCUGCCAUCGCCGUCGCCGUCGCCGUUGCUUAAGCUUCUUACUACAUUCAAGAAUUGGGCGUUGACUCGCUUUUUGACCCCCACCCCUCUCAGUACAGCUUAUCACGUUACUUGAAGAGCCAGAGUUGAAAAGCAUUUUGAGUUGUUUGUUUGUUGGUUUACAGGAUAAGGCUUCCAGAAGACAGGGAUCCAAGGCAAGGACAAUCCCCGCUAUUUGGUGUCCACGUAACACCAGCGGGGAGUGCUGUGGGAGUUGUAAAGCUAGGAGACAGUGUGACUUUAGUGUCUUAGUCACAAGCCUUUGCGACUGACAAAAAAAUGAAGUUUCUCCUUGGAGGUGACAAACCAGAUGUGUGUAAAAUUAUGGACGUAUUUGAUAGUCUUGCAAGUAAGCAGAUUGAGUUUUCACUACGAGGCACCCUUCAUUUGCACUUAAAUACUCCUUCUUUUCGCCGUAUUUCAUAAUUUAUUCAUUAUUUUUAUGUUUAUAUCUAAAUAAGUUGUGCUGAUAAUAAAAC